AUGCAUAAGCAUUGCCUUCGAUAUCUGGUCAUUUUUAUGCGCGGGUAUCGUAUGUGCAAACAUAAACGGAUAUAGAUAUGAACUUCACGUGUUUUUGGUCAUGAUGUGUGUCUCCCUUCUCAGUGGAGAGCACCACAUCAAGUGCACCGAAAUCCUUGACAUUGGUUCCCUUAAUCUUUUCUCCUUUGCUAUCGAAUUUCUUCCUCGAUGAUGUCUGCGACCUCCUGCUCUGCCUCGGGUAACGGCUGUGGUUCUCCGCCGCAUACCGUCGUGAGCGACCACUCACCAGCUGUCUGCCUUCUCACUUCUAAAAGGGUUUCUCAUUCAUAUCAUGCGCGUCAACAAGACAAAACCACAACAUCUUCAAUGUCUCCUUCAGUGGCUCAAAACCAAUCGUGUCCUUCCAGUCCCUGCACUCUAUCUCCCGCGACGCGGGGACUCCCAACGUCCCCUAGGGACGAGAACUAUCGAUUGCGGGGAGAGUAUUUGUGUCAGGAAAGUGGAAAUACUGAAAAAGGUGGUGACAAGCUAUCUUCAGUUAUCGAUGAAGAGAGAGUGUUUUUCUCCCACAAGUCACCUUGUCCGUCUUCUGACACUCCAACAGCGCGGGGAGAAAAAAACAGCAUACGCGUGGCAGUCGACGAGCUCGAAGGUCUUCUCGACUUGGACAAACAAUGCCAACAAACAGCAAGGCACUUGAAACUCCAGCAGCUGAUUCUCAUGAGAGAACGAAAUGCGUAUCUGGAAAAACUACGCGAAAUCGAACGUUUCUGCGAGACAAAGAACUGGAAGGAUGACCAGCAUGAGGAGCAGGAGUUGCUUGAUCUACUCAAAGAUAUUCUGUACUCUGAAGACGCUGAGCCACUGUAG
Molecule: messenger RNA, 870 nt
Organism: Toxoplasma gondii ME49
Lineage: Eukaryota; Apicomplexa; Conoidasida; Eucoccidiorida; Sarcocystidae
Exons: 2
Coding region: 208-870 (220 amino acids)
Molecular function (GO): microtubule binding
Source: RefSeq, a predicted model, not a curated record